AUGAGUGUAUUCAGAGACCGUGCCCCUGCUGGCGCUACCACGCCCACGGUGCCUCAGACCAUGAACAACGGGGACGAAAUGGCGAGAACCGCCGAGUGGUUGAGCAAGGUCCCUGGGGUCGACCGGAACGCGGCGUGGCGGCCGGACUACCCGCUAUUGCGAGCCACGCCUUUUGAUUCUUUCACCACGGGCACAGAAGACCUUGGCGAAAGUGACGACGGAUUUGACGAUAGAAGCGAAUAUGAAUUCGAGGACCACGUGCCGUCGCGUGUGCCGGAGGCCAAACCGUUGAUCAUCUUCGUCUAUAUCCCCGACGAGAACGAAGAAGCCUGGGAGCAGCUGCCGCCGGGCUUGGGAGACCAGGUCGAGGUGGAGUGGACUUGCACUGUCGCGGGAUUCGAGCGGCUAGUAUGGCAUAGGGCAUACGAUCUCAUGGACAAUGGGGGCGACGAUGAGCAGGCUCCGCGAGUACCCAACCCGCAGCUGCGCGGGGUUGUCUUGACCACGCUGGAGCUCCUCACCGAGCCGAGCAAGAUCCUGAUGGAUCAUAUCAACCAUCGGCAAGAGACCUUGAAUGCGCGCUGGCCAUUGAUCUUGGCGCCCGAGAUACACGGCGCGGCACACGAGCAGAUAGUGCAGGCGUUCCUCUCUCAUCGAUGGGGCCUACGUUGGCGGUUGUCGGGCUGCACGAUUGGCUUCUGUAGCUUUCGGGUGAGCCUCGAAGCCCAAGCGCUCUGGGAUCUGGAAGAGAAUGAGCUGGGAAAUCUGAGAUGCAAUUUCUCCCGUGGCGUCUACAGGUUGUUGGAUGUUGAACGGAAUGUCCGUUUCCUGGAGCUGUACCCGGGACAACUCAUGGUCCGUGAUGUAGCACUGCAAGAUAUUUACUUUGCCGUCAGCGACUAUCAUUUCGUGCCCGAAGCAACUGACGAAACGUUUGAUGAGUGGUGCUCUGCUGCCUUGGACUGGGGCUCUCACCGUGGCUUUGUAGGCUGUUCAACCAUGCACAAUACCGUGAUGCACACCGUCCUGUUAAUGUGUGGCAUCCAGCGAGGGGGCUUGUCUAUGUGGCGUGGCAUUGACUCAGAUGUGGAAGAGCCGGAUUGGUAG
Messenger RNA from Aspergillus aculeatinus CBS 121060, 1107 nucleotides. RefSeq lists its product as uncharacterized. The record is from RefSeq and is a predicted model, not a curated record. Bases 1 to 1107 code for a protein of 368 amino acids. Lineage: Eukaryota; Fungi; Ascomycota; Eurotiomycetes; Eurotiales; Aspergillaceae. The transcript has a single exon.